AUGCCGUCCCCUGUUGACGGAUUACCCCUUCGGUCCUGCACGGGACUGACUUCCGCCCCCAUCCCUGGACCGUCCGACCGUCCCCCUUCCUCAGCUUGGCUGGCGGCUAUCCUCCCCUCUGCCGUCCUCGCCAGCAACCUCCCCAUCAUGGCUAACAUGCACGACCAGGCCUCUACCAACUACAAGGAAGCGUUCUCGCUUUUCGACCGCCGCGGCACUGGCCGUGUCGCCGGAGAUCUGCUGGGUGACUUGCUGCGUGCCUGCGGCCAGAAUCCCACGCUUGCGGAGAUUACCGACCUUGAGAAGUCGGUCGGCGGCGACUUUGAUUUUGACUCCUUCCUUAAGGUGCUCAACCGUCCAGGCGGUUUCCGUGACCCCGGCGAGCCCGAGGAGUACUGCCGCGGAUUCCAGGUGUUCGACAAGGACAUGACAGGUUUCAUCGGCGUGGGCCAGCUGCGCUACAUCCUCACCAACCUCGGCGAGAAGAUGACCGACGAGGAAGUGGACGAGCUCCUCAAGGCCGUCGACACCAGCUCGGGCGAGAUCAACUAUACCGACCUGGUCCGCACGAUCCUGGCCAACUGA
Penicillium canariense is the source of this 585-nucleotide messenger RNA. RefSeq lists its product as uncharacterized. Gene Ontology annotation, cellular component: myosin II complex. The record is from RefSeq and is a predicted model, not a curated record. Gene Ontology annotation, biological process: mitotic actomyosin contractile ring assembly. Gene Ontology annotation, molecular function: calcium ion binding. The transcript is spliced from 3 exons. Bases 1 to 585 code for a protein of 194 amino acids. Lineage: Eukaryota; Fungi; Ascomycota; Eurotiomycetes; Eurotiales; Aspergillaceae.